Entrophospora sp. SA101 is the source of this 657-nucleotide messenger RNA. The record is from the annotation of a GenBank genome assembly. Lineage: Eukaryota; Fungi; Glomeromycota; Glomeromycetes; Entrophosporales; Entrophosporaceae.
GUCCCCACUUUUGAAAAUAACGAAGGCGAUACUUUUCUUACCGAACCUAAUGCAAUUGCAUAUUAUGUUGCUAGUCAAAAGGAAGGUACUCAAUUAUUAGGCAAGGAUAAAAAAGAAACAGCAAAAAUUAUAAAUUGGGCUUUUUUUGCCGAGAAUGAAGUUGCUCCACAUGUCAAUACUUGGAUCAAUCCUAUUCUGGGAAUCACUCAAUUUAACAAAGCUGCUCAUAGUUUAGCUGUUAGUAGUCUUAAAAAUACGCUUAGUAAUUUAGAUAAAAUUUUAUUGAAUCAAACUUAUUUAGUUGGAGAUCGAAUCACAUUGGCAGAUAUUUCAGUUUCCACUGCACUUUAUUUGCCAUUUAAACUUGUAUUGGAUGCAGAAUUUCGUAAAGCUCAUAAGAAUCUUAGCAGAUGGUAUAUAACACUUAUUAAUCAACCAUCUUUUAAGAAAGUUUUAGGAGAUGUAACCUUAGCAGAUGUUGCAGCAGUCUAUACUCAAAUACCAGAAGAAGUAUCUGAUGCUGCAGAUUUUGAAAGUUACAUAUUUAAAAAAAUCGAUCCUUCAGAUUCUAAAGCCAAGGAAAACUUUGAAGCUUUUAUUGCUUGGGAUGAUGUUUUGGAUGGUAAGAAGUUUGCAGAUGGCAAGGUCUUUAAAUAA